Messenger RNA from Tricharina praecox, 1460 nucleotides. RefSeq names its product ankyrin repeat-containing domain protein. Lineage: Eukaryota; Fungi; Ascomycota; Pezizomycetes; Pezizales; Pyronemataceae. Gene Ontology annotation, molecular function: protein binding. The transcript has a single exon. The coding region runs from base 257 to 1255 and encodes 332 amino acids. The record is from RefSeq and is a predicted model, not a curated record.
AGUGUUUGGCUCCCGCUACAAACAUUCCAUCCAAGCAACAUAUCUCGAGAAAUCGGCACGGGAGUGGAACAUUUGGUCACCAAGCAUCGUUCUCACGCUCGCCAAGCGUGCACCCCCCCAUCGCGUCUGGUGAGGCGCAGCGCAGCUCGCAACAAAAAGAGUCACAUCCCGCCGAGUUCUCGUCCAUCCACCUUCCCUCGCAACCCCCACCCGCACCCGCAAAGCACCCACCACACAGUCGCCCGAAGUCUCGCGAAUGCCAUCGAAAAUUGCAACAUCAAUAGACCCCUUCCUCAGCCUCCUCCCGCCAGAACUGUUCCUCCUGAUAGCUACCAAGCUCAAGCCCGAAGACCUCGCCUCCUUCGUCGUCUCGUCGCCGCUACUGAGCAGAACCUAUGUUCCUCUCCUCAUCACCUACACCUCACCGCAGGGGGAGACACUCCUCACCGGCGCCGUAAUCCGGCGCCACCACGGCCUAGUGCACUCACUGCUACAACACGGGGCCGACCCGAACGUACACGACCACACCGAGCGGGCCACGCCUUUGCACCACGCCAGCAUAUCGGCGGACCUCUCCUCAGUGCGGCUCCUGCUACGCUUCUCCGCGCACCCCAACGCUUCCGCCCUCGGUGAUAUAACACCACUGCACUUCGCGGCGACCGCCGCCGACGGACACACCAUAAUCCCCCUGCUGAUCCGCGGCGGCGCCUCGAUAAACCGCGCGAACGACACGGGCUGCACGGCGAUCUGGUGGGCCGCGUCGAAAGGUCGGGAGCUCAACGUGCGUGCGCUGCUAGAGCUGGGCGCGGACGGCGCGCGCGCCGACGCCGACGGAUGGUCGCCGCUACAUUGUGCCGCGGCCAAGGGCUACGCGGGGAUCGUGGGCGCGCUGGUGGACGCGGGCAUGGGGAUGGGCGCAAGGGAUAAUGCCGGGCUCACGCCGCUGAUAUACGCGGCGAUGAAGGGCCAUGUGGACGCGGUGAAAAUCCUACUGGCGAAGGGGGCGGAUGUGGAUGCGGGCGAUGGAAUGGGCGGCACCACGGAGUUGACGGCGAUUUGCUGCGCGGCCUGUGCCGGACAUGAGGAGGUCGUGAGGCUGCUGCUGGAGGCGGGCGCGAGUGUGGGCCUUAGGGAUGCGGUGAUCUCAGCGGGCGCUGCCGGGAAGAGAGGCGUUAUGGAGAUGCUGCUGAAGUGUGGAAGGGAGGAGGUCAGGGAUCGCGGGGGAGAGCUCAUGGCGUAUUUUCGCGAGAUUUAGGGUGCUCUGGCCGAUGGCCGAUGGGUUGCUUGCGGGGGUGUUUAAAAGCGCUACAUUGCCUUUGGUUCUGGUUCAAUGUCUAUCUCUUCUUCUUUUUCUUUUUCUGUCAGCUGACGAUAUGUUUAUGGUCUCGGGCUUCUUGUGGUUUUCAUUUCUUUGCUGUUGCUUUUUGCGUCUACUUAGCAUGCGUUUGUUUUGUUUUUUC